UGUGCAUUUGGAUACUAACAUACACAAUCAAAGUGGAGAUUUACUCAAUUUGCAGAAUAUCUGGAUAUAUAUAUAUAUAUAAUUGUUAUAUUGUUGAAAUAGAGAGAGAGAGAGGCAUGCUUGGAUUUGAGAGGCAGUCAUCUAUUGAGAAUGAACCUCGCACUCUCAGUAAUAAUCAGAUCGAUUUCGCUAGGGAAGCAGCACUUUAUGUGGUGAAUACAAGAAGCACGCAGGAAGCUCUCACCAUCUUCACCGAGGGGCUGGAGCCGGCGGUGGCACGGGCUGAAGAUGGUGGCUGCGACGGCGAAUUGGUUAAUGUUUGCAAUACCGAAACUUAUGGGAACAUCGACAAUCAUCACAAUGUUAGAGACGUAGUUACUUCACCUUUUUGACCCCUCAAUUUCAACUUUCUUCUUUUAUUUAACCUCAAUUUUUAAGUUUCUUCUACUCCUCAAGCAAGGAAUUUUCUUUUCUUUUUUUCAAGAAAAUUAAGGUGUGAUAAUAUUGUUGAUAUGGAAAUGAAGUCCAUUUUUCCGCUUUUGUGACAAGGAUGUAAAAUGAAGGCAGAAAUAUGGUAGAUUGAUUAUAUCAUACGUUUUAUUUCAUGUCA
Messenger RNA from Salvia miltiorrhiza (redroot sage), 610 nucleotides. RefSeq lists its product as uncharacterized. The record is from RefSeq and is a predicted model, not a curated record. Bases 117 to 392 code for a protein of 91 amino acids. The transcript has 3 exons. NCBI's taxonomy places the organism in Eukaryota, Viridiplantae, Streptophyta, Magnoliopsida, Lamiales, Lamiaceae.